Molecule: messenger RNA, 624 nt
Organism: Ogataea philodendri
Lineage: Eukaryota; Fungi; Ascomycota; Pichiomycetes; Pichiales; Pichiaceae
Exons: 3
Coding region: 1-624 (207 amino acids)
Biological process (GO): tRNA transcription by RNA polymerase III; transcription by RNA polymerase I; transcription by RNA polymerase II
Cellular component (GO): RNA polymerase II, core complex; RNA polymerase I complex; RNA polymerase III complex
Molecular function (GO): DNA binding; DNA-directed RNA polymerase activity; zinc ion binding
Source: RefSeq, a predicted model, not a curated record
AUGCCAUUUCAACAGACGCUGCGACUUGUUGGUGUCUGCAACGUAGAAGAACUGGAUGAUACCGGUAACGGUUCCCAGAGCUAUUAUCGGCGAUGGGGUAUUCGAAACGGCCAACGAGGUGAUCUGUGUCUUUGGGUUUCCACCACCGGGGACAAAAGUUUCUCUUUCCAAUUAAGCACAACCACUUGGUUGGUCUUGGUGAACAGAUACACCAGGUUUGGGUUUGUUUCGCUGAGAACCGAGUCCACCACCGUGUCGAAGUCGAUAUCCACCUUGAUGCUUCUCACAGACUGUCUGGUAGCAAGCGAGUAUACCUUGAUUUGGGACUUGAAAGGAACGAUCGCAAACUUGGAGUCUGGCGAGAGCAGCUGGGCGCGGCCUAACAGACGGCCACCGGCACCAAAAUUGAGGUGUUUCUCUUGUGGCAAAGUCGUUGGUGACAAGUGGGAGACGUAUCUCCAGUACCUUCAGGAGGACAACAUGACGGAGGGAGAUGCUCUGGACCGUUUGAAGCUCAAGAGAUACUGCUGUAGACGUAUGGUGCUGACACAUGUGGACCUGAUUGAGAAGUUCCUGAGAUACAACCCGCUGGAGAAGAAGGAGAUCGAGGGAGAGCAGUACUAG